Cheilinus undulatus (humphead wrasse) is the source of this 963-nucleotide messenger RNA. RefSeq names its product olfactory receptor 52D1-like. Lineage: Eukaryota; Metazoa; Chordata; Actinopteri; Labriformes; Labridae. Bases 1 to 963 code for a protein of 320 amino acids. Gene Ontology annotation, biological process: G protein-coupled receptor signaling pathway. Gene Ontology annotation, cellular component: membrane. The transcript has a single exon. The record is from RefSeq and is a predicted model, not a curated record. Gene Ontology annotation, molecular function: olfactory receptor activity; G protein-coupled receptor activity.
AUGCUGGCUAACUCCACCUUUUACUACUUUGUUUUAAGCCUUUACUCUUCUGAGGGAGGGUUGAGAUACUUGUAUUUCACUGUGACUGCCUUGUUGUACUUUGUGAUUAUUGUAGUCAACCUGUCUCUCAUCUUUGUUAUCUGCAUGAACAGAAGCCUCCAUGAGCCUAUGUACAUCUUCCUGUGCAGCCUGUUUGUUAAUGAGCUCUACAUCAGCAUCGGCUUAUUCCCUCACCUCCUGGUCCAGCUCCUCUCUGACAUCCACAUCAUCUCAGCUCCCUCCUGCUACCUUCAGAUUUUCUGUGGCUUUACGUACGCUAAUGUGGAGUUCUGUAACUUAGCCGUCAUGUCCUAUGACCGCUACCUGGCCAUCUGUUUCCCUCUGCGGUAUAACACUCUAAUGACGUUGAACAGGGCUGUUAUAUUCAUAGCUGUGAUUUGGUUUUAUGCUUUUGCUAAAUGUAUGAUCACUUUACUGAUGAGCGUGACUUUGCCCCUCUGUGGAAACAUCCUGAACAGCUUAUACUGUAACAACUAUCUCAUCGUCAGGUUGGCAUGUUCUAAUAUUCAAGCUAAUAAUAUUCAAGGCGUCAUUUUCACUCUUAUUUCCAUCUUAGUGCCUCUGCUUCCCAUUCUGUUCUCUUACAUCAAAAUCCUGAAAGUCUGUUUUUCUGGCUCCAAGCAGACCAGACGGAAAGCUGUGAACACGUGCACCCCUCACCUCACCUCCCUCCUCAACUUCUCCUUUGGCUGCAUGUUUGAAAUCCUCCAGAGCAGGUUUAACAUGGCGGGCGUGCCCAGCACUGUGCGCAUCUUUCUGUCUCUGUAUUUCCUCCUCAUACAGCCUCUCCUCAACCCUCUCAUGUACGGACUGCAGCUGACAAAGUUACGGAACACGUGUAAAAAUGUUCUCUGUUAUAAGCUCAUGGCCCGUUGUAGAGAGACCAUGAAGCUGCUCCGAUGA